Messenger RNA from Penaeus chinensis, 1637 nucleotides. RefSeq names its product two pore potassium channel protein sup-9-like. Lineage: Eukaryota; Metazoa; Arthropoda; Malacostraca; Decapoda; Penaeidae. The record is from RefSeq and is a predicted model, not a curated record. Gene Ontology annotation, biological process: stabilization of membrane potential; potassium ion transmembrane transport. Gene Ontology annotation, cellular component: membrane. The transcript has 7 exons. Gene Ontology annotation, molecular function: potassium ion leak channel activity. Bases 496 to 1626 code for a protein of 376 amino acids.
GUCUCGUCUGAAGUUUUUCUUUUCCCCUCGCCUUCAGUCUCGCUCGGUGGAUUUUGCAUUGCGUCCCUAUAUAAUAAAGAGGGAUUGGUCGUCUUCAUUUAUCUGAAGUUGAUUUUUUUUUUAAAACAAAAGGCGGGGUAUUUUGGUAAUGGAUUGUGAAGUGUGAAAGUGGAUGGUGUCGGUGUUGAGAACAUAAGCUAGGAAAGGGUUAUUGGUGUUGACGUAAUAGUGAUAAAAUUUUGAAGUUCAAGUUUCCUUUCAUCGAUAUAGAAAAAAAAAAAAAUCUUUUUUGAAUAUUUGUGAAUUUCAUAUAAGAAGAUAUAAGAAGUGGUGAUAAAAAUAUAGUAUCUAGAGAAAAUAGAAUUAAGCCUUUGCUGGUUGGAAAGAGAGGCAAGUUUGAAAAAGAAAUAGGUAAAUAGAGUGAUAGAGACAUCUAUUUGCCAAGAGUGUCGUAAAGAGUUCAAAGUGAAGUUCGAAGUGGAAGCCGAGGCCAGAAUGCGGAGGCAGAACGUUCAAACGCUUUCAUUGGUGGUUUGUACAUUUACCUAUUUACUUAUAGGCGCCGCUGUGUUCGAUGCCCUUGAAUCGAAGACGGAGGAACGGCGGUUAAAAUUAAUUAAAAAUAUCCGAGAGAACUUGGUGAACAAAUACAACUUCUCCUACUCGGAAUACAGGCUCAUCGAGACGGUGAUCAUCGAGAACAAACCACACAAAGCCGGACCUCAGUGGAAGUUCGCCGGAGCGCUGUACUUCGUCACUGUUGUUGUGGCUAUGAUAGGCUACGGGCACUCUACCCCCGCAACAAACAGUGGAAAAGCCUUCUGUAUAGUGUACGCUGUGGUGGGGAUUCCCCUUGGUAUGGUGAUGUUCCAGUCUAUUGGUGAACGUUUGAACAAGUUUACGUCUAUCAUCAUCAAGAAGAUGAAGAAGAUGCUGGGAUGCAGUAACACAGAAGCCACAGACGUGAACCAGCUGUGUGUGACAGGGACUCUCUCGUCCAUCGUCAUGACUGUAGGGGCGGCUGUCUUCUCCCACUACGAGAGCUGGAGUUACAUCGAUUCGUUUUACUACUGUUUCAUCACGCUCACCACUAUCGGCUUCGGGGAUUUCGUGGCGCUGCAGAGACGCAACGCCCUCACCAACGAGCCCGGUUACGUCGCCCUGUCCUUGGUCUUCAUCCUCUUCGGCCUUACCGUCGUCGCCGCCUCCAUCAACCUGCUCGUGCUGAGGUUCAUGACGAUGAACACCGAAGACGUGAAAGCAGGCGACUACGAGAUGCAGGACGCCUCACAGUCGGUGGUCACCCUCGACGGCGAGCUCAUGGCCAUCAACGGCAAGGUCCUGGCAGGCACUCAGGAUGCGGAGGGCCUCGGGGAGCGGCGGGCGUCUUACACCAGCAUCGCCACCGUCUGUUCCUGCACCUGCUACCCGCGUCCGCAUCACAGUCCUGCGGAUAUCAGGCAUCGGUAUUCGGUUGUUAGGUCACCCUCUCGGAUUUCACACCUGCUGGUCGACCAAGCGGGGACGAGCAAAGUGGCGCCUCAUGAUAACGACCAAUUCCCGCCUCUCCUUCACGACUCCUUCAUGGUUGCCAACUACCUCAAGAUGAAGAGGUCGUCCGUGUGAGAGAGAGAGAG